UGCAUUGUUUCUGCUUUCGGAGAGCUGCUGACACGCCUCCAACACACUAUCCGUAUCGUACUAUUUCAAUACCAACAAAAACGGCGAUAAUGGCUAGCCUUCCGCUGGCAUCGCGACACACAGCGCCGGCACUUCUUGUUGCUCGCCAAUGGGCUGUAUCAACCUCUAUCGCCACCAGACCUUCGUCAAGGCUCUCGCUGCGGAUUAGGAUCCAAACAGGACAUGGCGUCCGGAGUCUGUCCUACUCAAAACAUUGGCGCUCUCAAUCUCUCCCGACAGUAACCCGUGGCGAUUCCAAGUUGUAUGCCAGCGCCGACGAUGCUGUGGCGGAUAUCAGGAGCGCAUCUGUUGUCUUGAGUUCUGGCUUUGGCUUGUGUGGUGUGCCAGAAACCCUCAUCGAGGCAAUUCGAAAAAGAGGCCCAGAAUCUCUCCACUCCCUAACGGCAGUAUCCAACAAUGCGGGCGCCGAAGGUCGCGGAGGCCUGGCUCUCCUUAUCGAGUCAGGCCAGAUCGAUCGCAUGAUCAUGUCCCACCUAGGAUCCAACAAGAUUCUCGAAAAGAAGUAUCUCACUGGCAAAAUCGCCGUCGAGCUUUGCCCGCAGGGAACAAUAGCCGAGAGGAUACGAGCUGCUGGCAGUGGCAUUCCGGCCUUCUUUACACCUACUGGCGGGCGUACGUUCAUCCAACAAGGCGAGAUUCCCGUUCGCCAUGACGCCGACGGAAAUGUGGUCGAGUACGGCAAGCCCAGAGAAACGAGGAUCUUCAACGGUCGACCGUUCCUGAUGGAAACCGCUCUACCGGGCGACGUAGCUAUCCUGCGCGCAUGGAAGGUUGAUAAAGCUGGAAACUGCGUCUUCCGCUACACGGCCAAGGGCUUUGCGCCGUUGAUGGCCAAGGCCGCAAAGGUGGCCAUCGUCGAGGCGGAGAACAUUGUUGAGGUUGGUGAGAUUGACCCCAACGAUGUGGACCUUCCUGGAAUUUUCAUCGACCGCAUUGUGCCGGCUACGAAACCAUCCCAGGUCGAGGUUCUCAAGACGCGGUCGCGAGACGAUGGCAGUGAUGGAAACCAGGCGAAGGCGGCCAAGCCAGGGGGCUCGGAUGCGCAACAACGGAGGAACAGGAUUGCCAGGCGUGCGGCGAAGGAGCUAAAACAUGGAUUUUAUGUCAAUCUCGGGGUCGGUAUCCCAACCUUGGCUCCGGAGUUCUUGCCGCCUGGACAUCAAGUUUGGAUCCAGUCUGAGAACGGUAUUCUGGGAAUGGGUCCGUACCCCUUGCCCGACGAAGUUGAUCCCGAUAUCGUCAACGCCGGCAAAGAAAGCGUCACCCUCGUCCCCGGCGCCGCCACCUUUGACAGUUCUGAAUCCUUCUCCAUGAUCCGAGGCGGCCACGUCGACGUUUCCAUCCUCGGAGCGCUACAGGUCAGCGCGGCCGGCGACCUUGCAAACUACAUGAUCCCCGGAAAGAUGUUCAAGGGAAUGGGCGGUGCUAUGGACCUGGUGUCUAAUCCGGACAACACCAAGAUCGUGGUGGUUACCGAGCAUGUUGCCAAGGACGGGUCAUCCAAGGUGGUGCAGAGCUGCAGCUUGCCGCUGACGGGUGCAAGGGUUGUCAGCACCAUCAUCACUGAUCUGUGCGUUUUUGAGGUUGACCGGAAGAAGGGUACGCUUACCUUGACGGAGAUUGCGCCGGGGGUAGAUGUUGAGGAAGUGAGGAGCAAGACGGAUGCAGUGUUUUCAGUGGCAGAUGACUUGAAGACGAUGGAAUAGAGCAUUCAAAGCAGUCUAUGCAUAGACCCAGAUAUAGGUUCAUUCAGCAUGCAGAGCGCCAUCUUCAAGUUCGCAUGUUUUGUGUACCCUAAAUGUCAAGGGUUUCCGCAAACACCAAACAUACCAUCUCGAUAUCGGGGAUUGUAGUAUAGUGGUCAGUACUUCUCGUUG
Neurospora hispaniola is the source of this 1937-nucleotide messenger RNA. RefSeq lists its product as uncharacterized. The transcript is spliced from 3 exons. The coding region runs from base 90 to 1766 and encodes 558 amino acids. Gene Ontology annotation, biological process: ketone body catabolic process. The record is from RefSeq and is a predicted model, not a curated record. Gene Ontology annotation, molecular function: succinyl-CoA:3-oxo-acid CoA-transferase activity. Lineage: Eukaryota; Fungi; Ascomycota; Sordariomycetes; Sordariales; Sordariaceae.